Messenger RNA from Cuscuta epithymum, 886 nucleotides. Lineage: Eukaryota; Viridiplantae; Streptophyta; Magnoliopsida; Solanales; Convolvulaceae. The record is from the annotation of a GenBank genome assembly.
UUUACGUGCUUGCGUCCGUUCGUACAAUUGAUCCACUUUCAUUCCUAGCCUUCCAAAAUACUCCCACACUCCCAUAUCAAGUGUAUAAAUAGAUCAACCAAAUUGAAGCUAGCCUAAGGCUAGGCCUUAUUCAUUUAUCUUCAAAGCUAAGCUAAGCCAACUCUCCUAGCUUUCCUUAAGCAACCCAUUGAUCAAACAGAUAAUGGUAAAGAUAAAUUGAUGAACGUUUUUUGGGUAUUUUGGCAGCAAAAGGCAGUGAUUAGUGUCACGAUGAGGGAUGAGAAAGCUCGAAUCAAAGCACACAUGAUUGCCGUUCGCCAAUCAGGAGUUGUUUCUGCUUCGGUGGAACAAGAGAAGGGGCUGAUAGAGGUGGUCGGCGAGUUUGACGUGGUGGUACUGACGAUCGAGUUACGGAAGAAACUUGGCCACGCUGAUAUAUUGACGGUGGCGGACAUAGUUGAGAAAAAGGAAGAAAAGAAGGAAGAAAAGAAGGAAGAAAAGAAAAAAGAAAAGAAAAAGGAGGAUGAACAGCCAAAACCCCAAAGUAUGAUGGUCACUUAUGAUCCUUCUGGUUUUCGGCCACCACCUCCCUAUUACUAUGCUUAUCCAGUUGAUCAUUAUGAAUAUGCAGCAGGGUGAGCGAUGAUAUUGUAAUUAUAUUCCUGCACUGGUCUUGAAGCUUUUAAUUUCCUUCAUUUAAUAAUAAUGUCAAGAUCGAGCCAAUUCAAAGACAAUUGAAGGCUCGGAUAGUUGGCUAUAACUUAGUUUCUGUGGAAUUUAUUUAAUUUUAUGGAGUUGAACUAUGCCCGAUCACCACGGGAUAUAAUUUGGAAUUCGAUAUUUUUAUUUAUUCAUUAAUAAGUUAAUUGGUCACUGACGAAUGCUG